Molecule: messenger RNA, 1119 nt
Organism: Microbotryum saponariae
Lineage: Eukaryota; Fungi; Basidiomycota; Microbotryomycetes; Microbotryales; Microbotryaceae
Source: the annotation of a GenBank genome assembly
AUGAGCCCAGUUCAACCCGAACUGCCCCGAUUUCCAGCAGCAGCUGCGAACCCCACCACCGACGCCAUCCCGGCCGCACCCGACCACACCGAACCACCCGACGCAACCGACGGCACGAUGUCGAGCUCCGCCCAUGUCGACGACUCCCUGGCUGCCCGCAUCGAUGAGCGCAUCCACCUGGAGGUACAACAUCGUCUACGGGAAUUCUCCAUGUCCCCCACCCCAGAUCGCAAGCCGCUCCACAACAUCGAUAUUCCCCACCACCUUUCAACCUGGCCGGCCGACGCUCUGCUCUCUGACGUUGGGACCUUCCGAAUCUGGGACCGCACGCUGCAAGACCGAGUUGGCGCGACAAUUUACACGUACAUCACCACCGGAACUCUACCCGACUGCGAAAAUGUCGAAAUAUUUGCUGUCCGCCAAGUCUCCGACGGUGUUGCCGGUAAUGUUCGCAAGUCCCUUCUCACCGUCGCCUUGACGCACGAAUGCGCCCGGGCCUAUUACAAACACCUCGACCGAGAGUACAACCCGACGUCGUCACAGUCUACACUCCGUCUGCUCCACUCAUUCUUCAACAUUCCGCGCGCACCUAUCGAGGAGAAGGGCUUCGUCGAAUGGAUGGCCGAAUUCCUCAACCAGUCCGCAUGCCUCGAAUCAGCCCAAAUCAUGAUUAUGGACGUUAUCAUGGCUCGAGCUCUCACUCUGAUACCUGACGAACUGGACGCAUUCCGCCAAUACAUGGAGCUGCACAACACCGACCAACUCCCGACCCCGGCAAACCUCAUGGCCCUCGCGCACAAGCAGGUCAAGAACCACCACGACACUCGCAACACAGGCCCCAACAUCACCGCAUUUGCCGCAGCAUCACCAUCGUCAUCUCGUCCAUCGCAACAGUCUACCGCUAAAUACCCCUGCCCCGCCUGCAACAACGGUGUGCAUCGAGUGCGACACUGCCCCAACGACGACACCCGCAAAUGUUACAUCAAGCGACGCAACGGACACCAACGUCAAACCACGGCCCCACCCAUUGCCCCACCGGAGGAUGCACCCGUCGUAGCAAAAAUUUCAAGGUUUCAAGAACUCCCAGAUCCUUCGACGUCCGGCGGCCAAAAUUGGUAA